AUGGCUGAAAUGGCGCAUUUCGCCAAGUUUGCAUUUGCGCCCGAUGAAGUCAACGACCUAACGCCGACAGUCAUCUGUGAAAGAGUGCAGGAGGGCGCCGAGAUGGACGAAGCGGCGAAAGUGAACAUUGGGUUUGGCCAAGGGAGUGCUUGCUCUAUUCCUCUAUCCACGGCCUUCGUGUCUUUGCUUGCUUCUAUCCUUGGCUCGAAUGCUACACCUCUCUCUGCUCGUGGGCCACAGACAGUGAACCCGUACCUUGACGCUGACCAAUACGUGAGCCCCGUCUACGCUGACCAAGUUGUAGCUGCUACUGCGACCAUCAGAGCAAAUGGAGAUAAUGCUUUGGCCGACAAAGCUCUCUUGGUUGCCGAGGUCCCCACGUUCCUCUGGAUAGACAGAAUUGCCGCCGUAACGUCAAUUGGCGGGUACUUGCAAGACGCACGUACCAAACAAGCCCAGACAGCCCGGAAACAAGUAGUGAACAUCGAGGUGUACAAUCUUCCUGACCGUGAUUGCUCAGCCAAAGCUUCAUCAGGAGAGCUUGAUAUCAGCCAGGCCGGUUUGGCAAGAUACGAAGCCUAUAUCAAAGCUAUUGGAAGUCAGAUAGAAAGCUAUCCGGACGUGACAAUCGUCAUCGGUCUUGAGACUGACUCCGUUGGGAAUCUCGUGAGCAACCAAAGCGUCCCCAAAUGUGCCAAUGCUGCCGAAGCUCACAUUAAUGGAUCAGCCUUCGCCGUUGCAUGGCUCAGCCAAUAUGCGAACGUGUCAAUCUACUUGGAUGGAGCCCACGCCGCUUGGCUUGGCUGGCCCGAUAACUUGGGCCCCACCGUCGACAUCCUAGCUGAAAUCGUCAACCGGGCUAAAGUAAUUAACCCAGCCGCGGCAGUACGAGGUGUUGCGACUAACGUCUCCAACUACAACGGCCUUGGAACAUCCACCAACUACGGUUACGACGAGCUCGACUAUGUCCGUAACUUGGCACCCCUUCUUACGGCGCGAGGGCUCCCCGCCCAUUUCAUCGUCGACCAAGGUCGUUCAGGACAACAAGACUACCCACGAAGUGGAGGUGACUGGUGCAACAACAAGCAAGCAGGCUUUGGACCCCGCCCGUCAAGCAUCACGCCCGACCCGCUGAUCGAUGCCAUUGUUUGGGUUAAGCCUGGUGGGCAGGGUGAUGGGACCAGCGAUGAGACAGCUGAGAGAUUUGAUGAAGCUUGUGGCAGUGAGACGUCUCUGAAACCCGCACCAGAAGCUGGCGCAUGGUUCCAAGAGUACUUUGAACAACUUCUUGAAAACGCGAACCCUCCUUUCUGA
This is a messenger RNA of Pleurotus ostreatus (oyster mushroom), 1314 nucleotides long. RefSeq lists its product as uncharacterized. Gene Ontology annotation, molecular function: hydrolase activity, hydrolyzing O-glycosyl compounds. The record is from RefSeq and is a predicted model, not a curated record. The transcript has 10 exons. Lineage: Eukaryota; Fungi; Basidiomycota; Agaricomycetes; Agaricales; Pleurotaceae. Gene Ontology annotation, biological process: cellulose catabolic process. The coding region runs from base 1 to 1314 and encodes 437 amino acids.